Molecule: messenger RNA, 981 nt
Organism: Chionomys nivalis (European snow vole)
Lineage: Eukaryota; Metazoa; Chordata; Mammalia; Rodentia; Cricetidae
Product: olfactory receptor 142-like
Exons: 2
Coding region: 1-981 (326 amino acids)
Biological process (GO): G protein-coupled receptor signaling pathway
Cellular component (GO): membrane
Molecular function (GO): olfactory receptor activity; G protein-coupled receptor activity
Source: RefSeq, a predicted model, not a curated record
AUGGGCAAGGCAAAUAAUGUGACUGAACUGAUCAUCACUGGCCUUUUCCAGGAUCCAGAGGUGCAGAAGGUGUGCUUUGUGCUGUUCCUUCCCGUGUAUCUGGCCACAGUGCUGGGCAAUGGCCUCAUUGUCACAAUAGUCAGUGUCAGUAAGAGUCUGCGUUCUCCCAUGUACAUCUUCCUCAGCUCCUUGUCCCUGGUGGAGAUCUGUUACUCCUCUACUGUUGUUCCUAAGUUCAUCACUGACUUACUUGCCAAAGUUAAAACCAUCUCCCUGAAGGGCUGUCUGACUCAGAUAUUCUUUUUCCAUUUUUGGGGAGUUGCUGAGAUAUUUUUGCUUGUGGUGAUGGCCUAUGAUCGCUAUGUGGCCAUCUGCAAACCUCUUCACUAUAUGAAUAUCAUGAGUCAUCAAGUGUGUCACAUGCUGGUGGGUGUUUCGUGGCUGGGGGGCUUUUUGCAUUCUCUAAUUCAGGUUCUUAUCACUAUUCAGUUGCCCUUCUGUGGUCCCAAUGUGAUUGAUCACUACUUUUGUGAUCUCCAGCCGCUAUUCAAGCUGGCUUGCACUGAUACCUUUGUGGAGAGUGUCACUGUAAUGGCUAAUAGUGGCUUAAUUGCUCUGUGUUCCUUCCUCGUCUUGGUGUCUUCCUAUAUCAUUAUCCUUGUCAACUUGAGAAAUCAUUCUGCAGAGGGGAGGCGCAAGGCCCUUUCCACCUGUGCCUCUCACAUUACUGUGGUCAUCUUGUUCUUUGGACCUGCCAUAUUCCUCUACAUGCGGCCUUCCUCUACUUUUACUGAAGACAAACUUGUGGCUGUUUUCUACACAGUCAUCACCCCCAUGCUAAACCCCAUCAUCUACACACUCAGAAAUUCAGAGGUGAAAAAUGCCAUGAGAAAGUUGUGGACCCGUCGAGUCAGUCAGUCACUCAGCAAAACCAGUGGACAUUGCCACAGAGCAAAAUAUUGCUGGGAACGCGAGGCCUGA